CGAACUCCCCAAGAGGAGGCCGUCGAUGCAGCCCGAGAUCGGAUUGCAGGCCUCCUGUCGCCAUCGCCUUGCCAUCGAUGGAAUAGCGCAAUUCGGCUCCGAUUGUCGCUCCGGAAAGUGCCGUGGAAAUCUGCUGCUGCUGCUUUGCUGCCCAGUGCGGAGUCGGCCGCAGCGCGAUGUUGAGAUUCUGCGUUGGCACCGUCCAUUUCGGAGUGGCUCCGUCGCCCGAGCGCUAUGACUUCGAUUCGAGACCCGCAUUGCAGAGCAAGGCAAGCUGUGGAGCGAAGCUUGGGGCCAUUAGGGGUCUUGGUUUCCGCAGUUGGAUUCCAGGAAGUGAGGGCUCGAAGAGCAGGCCAGGAAAGUGCUGCCGAAGUCACUCUGAAGUCGAAGCGCAGCAGCUGCAGCCGGCAUUUAGCAGAGAAGGAUUCGAGGAGUUUCUGCUCAGCAUGCAAGAAUCGAUUUGCGUGACGGCAGCGGAAGCAGACGGCAGUGGAAAAACUUUCUGCGAAGACCGGUGGCAAAGAUCAGAAGAUCCAAAAAGUGGGUAUGGGAUCACAAGAGUGCUGGAAGGUGGUGAUUUGUUGGAAAAGGCUGCAGCAAAUGUCUCGAUAGUGAGAGGACAACUUUCAGAAGCGAGGGCCAAGGCAAUGAGUGGCAGGGGCCGAGGUGUUGAGAGUGGAGCUCAGUAUUUUGCUGGUGCCUUGUCUUUGGUGUUUCAUUCUCGGCAUCCGUUCGUUCCUACAUUUCGCUCCGAUAUCCGAUAUUUCGAGGUUGAGGGUGGGGGAGGUUGGUUUGGUGGAGGUGCCGACUUGACGCCCUCGUAUCUCUUUGAGGAGGAUGCAGAGUUUUUUCAUGAGUACUAUAAAGCUGUGUGUGAUCGGUACGAUCCGACGUUAUACCAGCAGAGCAAGGCGGCGUGUGAUGCGUAUUUCUACAUUCCAGCCCGGAAAGAGCAUCGCGGGAUUGGGGGCAUUUUCUUCGAUGAUCUGGAAAAUUUUCAACAGUACGAAGAUAGCGGUCUCCUGGCCAGUCGCUCUGCGGUGUUCAGCUUUGUGAAAGAUGUUGCGGAGGGAUUUAUGCCUAGCUAUUUACCCAUCGCUCAGAAGCGGAGGCAUCUGUCUUAUGGUGAAGAACAGCGGCAAUGGCAGUUGCUGAGGAGAGGACGAUAUUUGGAAUUCAAUCUGCUGUACGAUAGGGGUGUUAAGUUUGGGCUGGAUGGUGGCAGAUUCGAGUCAAUCAUGGUGUCAGCACCUCCACUUAUCGCGUGGAAGUAUGAUGCCCGCGUGGACCCAGAUACAGCUGAGUCUAAACUGCUGGGUGUACUGAAAUCACCGAGACAAUGGACGUCAGAAUAGUAUAAAAGUUUAGUAAUGUCCAGAGUAAGUUGUAUGUGCCAUUCGUACUAUGAGUGAGGUAAAAGUCUAUCGUGUAUUCCGACUUGAUAUAAUUGUCAAUACUGUCACAUUUUUUUCAAUGCCAACAUGCAGAGUACAUGCAUUUU
Molecule: messenger RNA, 1501 nt
Organism: Marchantia polymorpha subsp. ruderalis
Lineage: Eukaryota; Viridiplantae; Streptophyta; Marchantiopsida; Marchantiales; Marchantiaceae
Source: the annotation of a GenBank genome assembly